Notechis scutatus (mainland tiger snake) is the source of this 2511-nucleotide messenger RNA. Its product is annotated as vomeronasal type-2 receptor 26-like. Gene Ontology annotation, molecular function: G protein-coupled receptor activity. Gene Ontology annotation, biological process: G protein-coupled receptor signaling pathway. NCBI's taxonomy places the organism in Eukaryota, Metazoa, Chordata, Lepidosauria, Squamata, Elapidae. Gene Ontology annotation, cellular component: plasma membrane. The record is from RefSeq and is a predicted model, not a curated record.
AUGGUAUUUUUCAUUGCAGUCAUAGCAGUAUUACUGCCAGGAGUUACAUGCCUUACUCCUCAGAUUAAUGCAUGUGUUGUGGGGAAACCUCCGCUUAUCAAGCACAAGUAUUUUUUGUCAGGGGAUUUCAUAAUGGCUGGGAUACUCUCUCAGUUCUAUAUGAUAUCUGAUCCAGUGCAUUUCAAAAGACAUCCCUCUGAAGAACUGGUUGAUGAGCUCAUUUACUUCAUGGCGAGAUGGACCUACUUAGCUUCAAUGGAGCUCCUCUCAACACGGAGCAGAUUCAUACCCAAUUAUAAGUGUGAUACCAAGGACUGGACAGUAUCUGUCAUUAUGGGACCUACCUCUCACAUCUGUCCCUUCAUAGCCAACAUUUUAAAUGUCUACAAGUUGCCCCAGCUAAUAUAUGGAUCUUCUCCUGUGAUAGAGGACAACAUAAAAACUGCUUUUUUGCAUCGUUUUUUCCCAAAUGGUGACCAACAGAUUAUGGGUAUUCUCCAAUUGCUGUUGUACUUAAGGUGGACAUGGGUUGGACUCAUUGUCCAACGUAAUGAAAAUGGAGACCGAUUCAUACAAAAUGCUGUUACUUUAUUUUCCCAGAAAGGUAUCUGCUUUGACUUCAUAGAACAGAUGGCCAAAGAAACAUUUUCUAAUGAUAUUGCAGCAGCAUUUAAAGAUUUUACUAAUAUGUACAUUAUUAUUAUGAAUAGCACAGCCAAUGUUAUUAUCCUAUAUUGUGAAAACCAGGUCACUGUGAUUUUUAGAAUGUUGCCCUAUUUCCCAGCAUUUGAAGAGAUGCCAGUCAAGAGAAAAGAUAAAGUUUGGAUAAUGCCAGGCCAGAUGGAGUUUACGUCCCUUCCCUUUCAAAGAGUGUGUGGUAUAGACUUUUUCCAUGGUGUUAUAUCUUUUGCCAUUUCCUCCAAAGAGAUCCCUGGAUUCAACACAUUCCUUCAGAUGAGAAACCCAACUUCAGAAGUGGAAGACCAUUUAAUGAAAGUGUUUUGGGAAAAGGUUUUUGAAUGUUCUUUUCCUAAAGAUAAAUUAGAUGAAGACACUGGAAUGCUGUGCACUGGAGAAGAGAAGCUCAAAAAUCUUCCUAAGUCUGUGUUUGACACCACCAUGACUGGACAGAGUUACAGCAUCUAUAAUGCAGUCUAUGCUGUGGCACAUGCUUUACAAGCCAUGCUUUCCCCCAAGUCAAAAUACAAAACAAGGGUAGAAGUUGGGCAACCAUUUUUUUUUAUCCAAAAAGCCUGGCAGUUCCAUCACUAUUUGAGAACUAUCUCAUUUAAUAACACUGCAGAACAGAAAAUCUCCUUUAAUGAAAAUGGUGACUUAGAGACUGAAUUUGACAUUAUCAAUUGGGUCACCUUCCCCAAUGAGACCUUUAUUAAAGUCAAAGUUGGAAAGAUUCACCCAACAGCUUCUCCAGACAAGUUAAUCACCCUUUCUGCACAGGACAUCACUUGGCCUGCUAUGUUUAACCAGGUUCCUCCUCUUUCUGUAUGCAACAUCAAUUGCCGUUCUGGGUCCAGGAAGAUGAAAAUAGAAGGGAAGCCAUUUUGCUGCUAUGAUUGCUUUCGAUGUGCAAAAGGGAAAAUUUCAAACCAGAUGGAUGCAGUUGAUUGCUUCCAAUGUUCAGAAGACCAAUAUGCAAACAAGGCUCAAAAUCUCUGCAUUCUAAAAAGAGCAACUUUCUUGUCUUACAAUGAGCCACUGGGAAUCACCUUAGCCACCAUUAGUCUUAUCUUUUCUUUUAUCACAGCUUUGGUGCUGGGGAUCUUCAUUAAACAGCGGGACACUCCUAUUGUCAAAGCCAACAACCGGAACCUCACCUACAUUCUUCUCAUUGUUCUCUUGCUCUCUUUCCUUUGCAGCUUGCUCUUCAUUGGCCAACCUGACCAAGUGAAAUGUCUCAUGCGACAAACUGCUUUUGGCAUCAUCUUCUCUAUAGCUUUAUCUUGCAUAUUGGGCAAAACAAUCAUAGUGGUCCUUGCUUUCAUGGCCACCAAGCCAGGCUCCAAAAUGAGGAAAUGGGUGGGAAAAAGACUGGCCAACACUAUUGUCUUAUCUUGCUCCCUAACACAAUUCAUUAUCUGUGUAAUAUGGUUGGCAAGUUCUCCCCCAUUCCCAGAUUCUGACAUGCACUCCAUGGUUGAAGAAAUUGUCCUCAAAUGUAAUGAAGGUUCAACCACAAUGUUUUAUAUUGUUAUUAGUUUUCUGGGGUUCUUGACUUCUGUCAGCUUCACAGUAGCUUUCUUAGCUAGGAAGUUGCCUGACAGCUUUAAUGAAGCUAAAUUUAUCACCUUCAGCAUGUUGGUCUUUUGUAGCGUCUGGAUAUCUUUUGUUCCAACCUAUCUGAGUACAAAGGGCAAAUAUAUGGUGGCUGUAGAGAUCUUCUCUAUUUUGGCUUCUGCAGCUGGAUUACUGGGCUGCAUCUUUUCCCCAAAAUGCUAUAUCAUUGUUUUGAGACCUGAUUUGAAUACAAAGAGGCAAUUAGUAAAAAAAUGA